Messenger RNA from Trichoderma citrinoviride, 1674 nucleotides. RefSeq names its product P-loop containing nucleoside triphosphate hydrolase protein. The record is from RefSeq and is a predicted model, not a curated record. Bases 1 to 1674 code for a protein of 557 amino acids. NCBI's taxonomy places the organism in Eukaryota, Fungi, Ascomycota, Sordariomycetes, Hypocreales, Hypocreaceae. Gene Ontology annotation, molecular function: ATP binding; ATP hydrolysis activity; protein binding. Gene Ontology annotation, cellular component: cytoplasm. The transcript has 3 exons. Gene Ontology annotation, biological process: cellular response to heat.
AUGGGAUUUGAGAGUGACGCUCAGCAGAUUACUCCGGGUUCCAACGAGAGCAGCCACUCCACCGAAUGGGAUUUCACCCUGCCUCGUCUUCCUUUCUUGAAGAUACUCACGGAAGACGACUUCAGUCCCGACAGCCUUGCCUCAGCUAUCCAGCAUGGUGCUACUGUCCAUCGUCUGCGAGAAUAUCUGAGCAACUAUGACUCGGCGCUCCUCAAGCAAGACAUAAGCGCCAACGUCAUGGGGUUUCCCCUCAUCUUCUAUGCCGUUGAGUCAAAUGACGAGAACAUGGUGCGGCUCUUGAUCGACUAUGGAGCAAGUGCGAAUGCGGUACAUGAGGCCUCGCAGGUACCAUUGCUGGCUUUUGCAAUCAUGUGUGGGGAGACACUUCAGCUUGACACCACAAACAUGGUCAGCGUCCUUCUCAGCAAAGGAGCUUCCCCUUAUGCUAUUCCUAUGGAAUUAUUCGUCCCAUAUCUUGUGGAGAUAGAGAAGAGAAGAGACCAGAAAGGGAAAAUGCCAGUUGAGGAGCCCUCAGAGGCCGUGCAAGCUGCCUGGUGCUCAGAGGCUACCAGGGAAAGACUCGUGAAGAACAUCAAUCUCACCCAGAGAUACUUUCUCGAAAAGUCUACAAAGCUGAAGCGGCCAUCGACUAGAAGACGCCAGGUGGCCCGGAUCAAGAAUUGCGAAGGCCUGUUGGGCAUUCCGUAUUUCCUGGUUGGCCAAGGUGUUGCCACAGAGCUCCUUACCCAGAGACUGCUCACGCAUCUCUUGAUGCCUACCAAGCGGCCUCUGGUAUUAUGCUUUGCCGGCCCUAGCGGUCACGGCAAGACAGAAUUGGCGCGACAGCUCGGCCAUUUGUUGACGUUGGACCUGGAAGUGGUUGAUUGCACCACCUUCACUCACGAGAUGGAACUGUUUGGCCCACGACGGCCUUACCAUGGGUACGAGAAGGGCUCAGCGGUCAACAACUUUCUCGUGCAGCACGCUGGAAGAAAAUGCAUCGUCUUUCUGGAUGAGUUUGAGAAGACAACCAAGGAAAUCCACCAGACGCUGUUGCUCCCAUUCGACAACGGCGAAUAUCGAGACAGACGCACCGGUGAUAGGAUCGACUGCUCCAAUACCAUCUGGAUCAUGGCUACGAAUGCGCUGGAUGAGACCAUUCUGGACUUUUACGAGCACAACAACGCCAUAGCCGGCGAAGACGUAGACGAGAGGGUUCGACUUGUCAGGAAGCUCAGUCAGCAGCUACGAGAAGCAUUCCUUCAACAAUUCGGCGCAAGACGAAUCUCGGACUUCAUCCCCCUACUGCCGUUCUCCGGUGGCGAACAAGCCGUCAUCACGCACAAGUGCUUGCUGGAGUUGGCUCACGAUCUACGCCAGCCUAUCAAUCUUACAAAGGGUCAUGAGAGGCUGAUUGGGGACAUCCAGCUGCAAAUUCGCAAAGAUGGUACAUUAUGCUCGAUUUUGGCGAAGAAGCACUACAACAGUAGGCUGGGAGCGCGUAGUCUCCAGACGGGCGCAGAAACAGUGAAGAGGAUUGUCCUUGACGCCUAUCUUGACGAUGACGAGGAGAUCAAUGAAAGGCAGUGUCUGAGGGGCGCUGUGAUUGACGUGGAUGGGAAUGACAUUGUUGGCAAGAUCCUUCCCCCGGCUAAGACGAAUGGUAAGGCAUGA